Molecule: messenger RNA, 4542 nt
Organism: Caenorhabditis auriculariae
Lineage: Eukaryota; Metazoa; Nematoda; Chromadorea; Rhabditida; Rhabditidae
Source: the annotation of a GenBank genome assembly
AUGGGGAUGUUGAAAAUUUCAGUUUUUCGGGUCGUUCCUAUAAAAGGGAGGAUGAAGGGAAAGUCGCCACUCAGUUCCUGGCUCGGGUCCCGACGAGUACCGCAUGCGCGUUACCGUAAUCCUUCUCUGCGCUCUUAGGUAUGGAUUUUUGUCUCAAGUAUGAGCUUUUUUUUAAUUUUCAUUCAAAGCUAUGAUUUUUCUUUCUUAGUUGAAUUUUUGAAUCACAAAGUUUAAGCGGAGUUGCGGCGCUGAACCCAGAUGUCGUGGAAAAAGUUCAGAACGCCGUCGGAGAGGCCCUCGGCGUCAUGGACAACCGCCUCAGCAACGAGAGCACCGUCAAAGGUAGCCUUUCCCAUCAAAAUAAUCCAAAUAUUGCGUCUUCUUAAAGAUGGACAAAUAAUGACGUCACAAAAGGCCAACGAACAGUCGAAAGAUCUGCAGUUCACCGCUGACAUCCUUCAAGAAGUCACUCAGAUCCUCGUCACCAAAUAUGGAGUGGUUAGUCACUAGCCGAACAGCUCCUGGAGUAGAUUAGGGGGUUUCAAACUCAAAUCUUUACCUAGUCUUAAAAUCACUCUUCAAAAUCCUGACAAGAAAAAUUGACACAAAACUCGAAAACGAAAAAAAAAUCAUCGGAAAUCGAUAGUUUUUGAGUUUUCAAUCAAUUUUCUGUUUAGCGAGCUUGAGAUCGAAAGUAGUCCACUCCUAAGUUUUUCGUUCUUUUUUUUCUUGGAAAUCCCGAUAUUUAACUAAUAGGGAAUGGAGACUGACUAACUUCAAAAAAGUCGGACUGUUAUUCUUUAAACUAAGGAAAAACCUGCACAAGGUUGGAAUACACAGGUAGAUUUUGAGGAAAUCCUGCCAGAGGCGAACGAAGUGAUCGAGUCGAUGUUGGGACAAAGCGACGAGGACGACAGCUCGUUGAAGCGCAAGAAACGGCAGUCGAACUACGGCGGAGGCGGAGGCAGCCAAUCGACGCCGACCAAAAAGAACUGUCAAGUGCCGUCCGACAACUGUCGCCAGUCCUUCCAGUUAGUCAAGGAAUUCAUUUACAUAAAUACUUUGAACUUUACGACGGAAAGGGAAUAACUCGACGUAGAAUGAAAAAAAAGUAUGUAUUCAAUUUUUGCUGAACUGUGAAAGGCAGUUUCCCAUGUUAUAUUGAAACGAGAAAAUUUUCACUAAAGAGUAAUAAAAAGAAACUUUCAGAUAAACUCAAUCGUAACAAUGUCAUUUGUAAAACUUGGAUCUGAGAUUUUGCAUUUUCUGGGUGUGCUGUGAACCGGGCUUUUUGUAUCAGAAAUGUAUAAUAAAAAUGGUUAGAAGCUUCUAGUUCCAUGGCAAAAAUUUGAAAUUACGUGAUAAGCGAACAAAAAACUCAAUCAUUGAACUCUCAAAGAAAAAAAUGGAGAAUAGCUUUGGUCAGGAAGUUUUCGUCGUGUCAAAAAGUUUGACGUUCCUUCGACCUAAUGACCUUGAUUGUUCUUACCGCCUUCGCUGAGAUUUUUAUGAGUAAUGAACAUCACUUUUUUGUGUUGAAAGCUCGAUUUGAAAGUGUUUUCCAGCUUGAAAACACGUAGUAUCACUGGAAUCUGCAACAACCUGGAAAACAAGAAGCUGGGCAACUCCGUGACCGCCGUCCGACGCCUUCUUGGAGUUCCUUUCUACGACGACAGUAAUAACUAAAGAAAGUGAAAAUUGUCAAUCUUGCUCAGAUCUGAACGCCCUGAGGACUAGGUCUGUGAAUGGCGGAACUCUGCCAUCAACUCGCUUGAUUUCCAACACCUUGCACGACGAAGUUGGCUCGAAAGCCUGUUUACAAGUGAAGUUAACGGAAUUCAGGGAGCUCAGCCGGCUUUUGACGGAAUGACGAAUCACAUGCAUAUGCAGGUCGGGCAGUUCAUCGCCCACGACAUCAUCUUCAUGCCUUCCUCAACUGGUGACUUUCCUCAUCAGCUAUUCUUUUGAAAAUCAGAGGAUAGGAUCGAACGGGGAGGCCCUCAACUGCACGGAGUGCAACUCUGGCACGAAAAUCUCGUCGAAUUGUGCGCCGAUUCCUGCGCCAGCCGAUGACAAGUACUUCAAACCUGUUAAUGGACCCAGGUAAAUGUCCGCAACAUUUUAUCAAGCUUUUUCUAGUCUCAACUUUUCAAAAUUUGCCUUUUUCACAAGUUGAGAUCAUUUUAGGGGCUGAACUUGUACCUAGCUUUAGUCAACCUUGAAAAAGACCCUCCCCUAGCGAGACUCUCAUAAAUCCCAUCUUAUGUUAAAAAAAGUUUUUGUACACGAAUAUUUCAAUACAAGCUUUAUGUUGAAAGAAUUUCUUGGCGUUUUUUAUAUAUUGGAAUUCAGAUGUAUCCGGCUGACAAGAGCGCUCAAUGGGCAGAAAGGCCUCGGCGUGAGGACGCAGAUCAACCAAAACUCCCACUUCUUGGACUUGUCUUCGGUCUACGGAAGCAGCGAUUGCGAGGCUCAGUCUGUGCGGUCCAACAACGGUCUUCUUGAGAUCUACAUGGGGAACGGCAACGUGCUCCCUCCGCAGGCCAAGAAUGUGAGGAACUACGGCUUUCCGAAGAACGUGAAGGCGUUUCCAGGACAGCAACUGCCAGUCGACCAGCCCCUACUUCUGCUUCACGUGCGGCGACUUCCGCAACAGUCUCCAUCCAGGCCUUGUUCCUCUCCAUGUCGUCUUCAUCAAGGAGCACAACCGCAUCUCUCAGCUCCUCAGAGCCGCCAAGCCUCUCCAAAGCGACAACGUCUACUAUCAGGCAUUUCGGCGGUGUCCUUUCCUCGGGACCUUCCUCUUUUUAGCUCACACGCAAGAUCAUGAUCGGCGUGUGGCAGCACAUCGUCUACAACGAGUAUCUUCCACGUCUCCUUCCAGACGAUUACAUCAAUGAUUUCGACAUUCGUCCUGGAAAGCCUGGUGAUAGCUUUUACAAAGGUUCAGACAUUAUCAGCAUCAAAUUCGUUAAAAUCUCUCUCUAGGAUACUCUUCCACAACGAACCCAUCUCUCAGCGCCGAAUUUGCUGCCGCCGCCUUCCGUUUUGGACACAGCCAGGCACGCAAGGAUUUCCCAAGGUAGUUACAAAAAAUUUUUCUCAAAAUUGGAAACGAGUCUUAAAUGAGAUUUUUUUUAAUUAUAAAACCUAAGUAAAUGUCUUCAGCGAUACAACUGAAAUUCCGAGAUGUCUUCAACCCCUUAAAUUAAUUUCUUACCCUGUUUUUGCAUCUCCAGCUCUUUUUUUCUAUUUCGAAGCGUUCCAGGCAAAGCAACACAAACGGAAGUUUGGGCACUGCUGUCAAUAUUGGAAGCAACAUUUUCUACGCCGAAUCUCAGUACCAAACUACGGCCGGCGCCACAGAAUCUCUGCUCCAAGGUUUCCCUUCAGCGAGGAAUCGAGCUCAUCUAGAAAUAUCAGGAAUGCUGUACACGCCGGCAAUGAAAGUCGACCAGCAGUUCUCCUUCCCCAUUCGGAACCAACUCUUCGAGAUCCGAGGUCAGCCGGCCUCUGGCGUUGAUCUCGUCGCCGUCAACAUCAUGCGCGGACGGGACAUCGGUCUCGGACCAUACGCCAAGUAUCGGUUAGUGAAGUUGGAUAGCCGACAGAAACUUUAGCCUUCCUCAGUUUAUUUGAAUAUUUAACUCUUGUAAAAGAAGUUUCGCAUCGUAAUAGUAAAGUUGGAAGUAGCCAGGUGAACGUUUUGGGAUCCUUGUCCCAUCUUGGAAAAGGAUGUUUUUAAGCCCAUCUUCACAAUUUGGGUAAUUUGGAUUUUUUCUUCUUUAAAUUAUUGAAAUGUUCUGAGAAAUAUAGAGAUGAAUUAAACUUUCCAAUAUUUACGAGAUCUCGCAAGAAAACACUUCGACGCCCCACAAACAUAUCUUGGAAGAAUUUUUUUCAAAAACAAGACUGUUAAAAACAUAUAAAUCGGUUGGACCGGCGAGAAGUUUUCUUCAAAAAGUGAAUCCAGGUAUCAAGUUGGUCUGCCACCGGUCUACAGCUGGAACGACCUCAACCAGCAGAUGCCGCCGAAUAACGUCGCCGCCCUGAAGACCGUCUACGACGAUCCUCGCGACGUCGACCUCUACACUGGCAUCCUGAUGGAGCGGCCUUUGCAAGACGGCAUGGUUCGCUCGAAUCGACGCUUUCCCAUUACUUGAACUUAUUCAGCUCGGUCCAACUGGCUCCCACAUAAUUGCUGAGCAGUUCCGUGCUCUGAAGAAAGGAGACCGUUUCUACUAUGAAAACGAUGUGGGCGGCACCGAAGGAUUCACUAGAGGUCUCAAUAUUGACCCUAGAAAAAAUUAAAAUAAAGUGAUAUUCUCUCAGAUCAGCUCGACGCCAUCCGAAGAGUGAAGCUCUCCAAAAUCCUUUGCAUGAACACUCCUUCGAUGAUCAACGUCAACCUACAAGUCUUCGACACGUCAGUUUCUCUCUCCCAAGUCGAUAUCAACUGGUUUUACUUGCAGAAACAGUCCAAAAGUCCCUUGCACGAGCAUUCCGGAGAUCGCCAUUCAGCCUUUCAUCGCCGCUCUCUGA